GGACCCAAACAUCGCCAUCGACAACUAGUACACCUAACGAAACCGCGACGCGUUCCCUCUCUUAACAAAAUUUCAUUGAUAACGUUGCCUUUUGAGUUAGUCUCUCAUAUUCACAUUUUCACGCAAACUGAACUGAGUUCAAAAACCAGUUUAAACUGCCCCCCAAUAGCUGUCCCUUCUCUCUCCAGAUCCUGAAAUGAAGGGAACAUUCUUGUUCAUCCUCGUUCUCUUCAUCUCAGUUGCAUGUUCUUCCGGUAUCAAGAUCGGAGAGACUUGUUCUUCUCAGAAUACUUGUGACUCAGGAUUAUCAUGUCAAACAUGCCCUGCUAAUGGAAACACGAGAAGCAGAUGUACCCAGAUCCGACCAUUAAAUCCCACAUCGAAGGUGAAGGGUUUGGCAUUUAACAAAUACUCAUGGUUGACAACGCAUAACUCUUACGCUAUUAUGGGUACAAAAUCGCCGAUUGGAUCAUUUAUUAUAUCUCCUAUGAACCAAGAAGAUUCUGUCACCAAUCAACUUAAGAAUGGAGUUAGAGGGCUUAUGCUGGACAUGUAUGACUUCAACAAUGACGUUUGGUUAUGUCACUCAACUGGUGGCAAGUGUAUCAACUAUACAGCAUUUGCACCAGCAACUGAUGUACUUAAAGAGAUCCAAGUAUUUCUAGAAGCAAACCCGUCUGAGAUCAUUACUAUUUUUAUCGAGGACUAUGUGACAUCCUCACAAGGCUUGACAAAGGUUUUCAAUGCAGCUGGUCUAAGCAAAUACUUGUUUCCUUUGUCAGCAAUGCCCAAGAGUGGUGAAGACUGGCCAACAGUGGACGAUAUGGUUAAGCAGAAUCAGCGAUUGGUGGUCUUCAGCUCUAAAUCAACUAAAGAAUCUGAGGGAAUAGCUUACCAGUGGAAAUAUGUGGUAGAAAAUCAGUAUGGAAAUGAGGGCAUGGUUGCUGGUUCAUGUCCAAAUAGGGCGGAAUCUUCUCCUAUGGACACAAAAAAUAUGUCACUGGUUCUUAUGAACUACUUUCCUACCAAUCCCAAUCUUUCAAGAGCUUGUGUGGACAAUUCAGAUGCACUAGCCAAGAUGAUGAACACUUGCUAUGAAGCUAGUGCCAAGCGGUGGCCAAACUUCAUUUCUGUUGAUUAUUACCAGAGGAGUGAUGGUGGAGGAGCCCCAGAAGCCACCGAUGAAGCAAAUGGUCAUCUUACUUGUGGAUGUGAUAAUGUAGCAUAUUGCAAGGAAAAUGCCACAUUUGGUACAUGCGACGUCCCAAAACUUGCUCCUCCUCCACCUGCAGCUGCAGCUUCUCAAACUCCUACACAAAGUAGUAAUAACAGUGCUUAUAUGGAGAGUAGACCUGCUUUACAAUGGUUGUUCGGGACAGUUAUGGCCGCAACUCUAUUAUUAUUGUUGAAUCAUCAAUAAAGGCUUGUGUUAUUUCA
Molecule: messenger RNA, 1437 nt
Organism: Pistacia vera
Lineage: Eukaryota; Viridiplantae; Streptophyta; Magnoliopsida; Sapindales; Anacardiaceae
Product: PI-PLC X domain-containing protein At5g67130
Exons: 9
Coding region: 197-1420 (407 amino acids)
Biological process (GO): lipid metabolic process
Molecular function (GO): phosphoric diester hydrolase activity
Source: RefSeq, a predicted model, not a curated record